AUAAUUCCGCGGUCACACUGAACACUACCGCACGUGGAACAAAAUUUGGAAAACAACGCAAUUAAUUCGACAAAAAAGCAAAAGAAAACAUAAUGGAGGUGGAAAACAUUAAGGUGGACGCCUUUGUGCCGGCCAAGAAGGCACAGAAGCGCAGUGCGGCCAACAGCCAGGACACGCAGAUGCAGGUGGACGAAGCAACAGGCAUCGAGGGUCUCGUCGCUGGCACGACCCAAGCAUCGGCCCCACCUCGCGCGAAGCGGAUCAAGAGCGAGCUGAGAAAGGUGUCGGUGCCGCCGCACAGAUACUCCUCGCUCAAGGAGCACUGGAUGAAGAUCUUCACGCCCGUGGUGGAGCACAUGAAGCUGCAGAUCCGCUUCAACAUGAAGGCGCGCCAGGUGGAGUUGCGCGUCGGCCCGGAGACGCCGGACAUAGCCAAUCUGCAGAAGGGCGCCGACUUCGUGAAGGCCUUCCUCUGCGGCUUCGAGGUGGACGAUGCCCUGGCGCUGCUGCGUCUGGAGGAUCUCUUUGUCGAGACGUUCGAGAUCAAGGACGUGAAGACGCUGCGCGGCGACCAUCAAUCGCGCGCCAUCGGUCGUCUGGCCGGCAAGGGUGGCCGCACCAAAUUCACCAUCGAGAACGUGACCAAGACCCGCAUUGUGCUCGCCGACAGCAAGAUUCACAUUCUGGGCAGCUACCAAAACAUUCAGCUGGCGCGUCGUGCCAUCUGCAACCUGAUCCUUGGCUCGCCGCCCAGCAAGGUCUACGGCAAUCUGCGUUCCGUGGCCUCGCGCCUCUCCGAGCGCAUGUAGAACGGUCGCCCCUCUGGCUGUGAUCCCCCAUUAGGUUUGGGAAUGG
Molecule: messenger RNA, 855 nt
Organism: Drosophila subobscura
Lineage: Eukaryota; Metazoa; Arthropoda; Insecta; Diptera; Drosophilidae
Product: RNA-binding protein pno1
Exons: 3
Coding region: 93-809 (238 amino acids)
Cellular component (GO): nucleolus
Molecular function (GO): RNA binding
Source: RefSeq, a predicted model, not a curated record